AUGCGAGAAGAAGUGGGUUUCGUGUUGACCCGCAUCGUGGCCGUGGACCCGGACAGAAGGGAAAAUGGCAGCAUUGUCUACAAAAUUCUCCGUGGAAACCGAUACGGAAGUUUUAAAAUUGGUCGAACUUCUGGCGACCUUUCGAUCGUCAAACAACUGAGAAGCGAACAGAAGGGUAAGAACACACUGAUUUUGGAGGCCGCCGAUCAAGGCACGCCGGCUCGAAAAAUCACUUCAACCAUCUUCGUCAUGGUAGAUGAGAGCGAGCCAAUCGGCCUGCACAAUGGUAUGCUGCUGGAUGAAGAAGCACAUAAGGUGAGGAUCGCGGAUGGAUCGGAGCGAGACUACCUUUCCAGUCGGUUCUUCAACAUAGAGGCAGAUCAACUGGUCACAGCCUGCAUCGCCAUUGGCCUCAGUCUAGUCCUGCUAUCGCUUCUUGUCACGGCGGUCUUCUUCUUCCACCACCGGCGAGCACAGCUGAAACGUCGCAUGCGGAGACGGUUAGCACAUCCAGUUCAGUGCAUCCAGAAUGGCAUGCAACUACAACGCGGUCCUCAGGAGACACGACAUGGUGCAGGUUAG
This is a messenger RNA of Dibothriocephalus latus, 582 nucleotides long. The record is from the annotation of a GenBank genome assembly. NCBI's taxonomy places the organism in Eukaryota, Metazoa, Platyhelminthes, Cestoda, Diphyllobothriidea, Diphyllobothriidae.